ACAGAGGCUGGGAGGGGUGUUGGCGAGAGCUCGCGCGCUGUGUAUGGUCUAUCGGAGGCAGCUGACCUUCGAGGAGGAAAUCGCUGCUCUCUGCUCCUUCCUGUAGUAACAGCCGCCGCCGCCGCCGCCGCCGGGAGCCCGGGCCGGGAGCGAGAGACGCGGGGCGGACAACCGGCCCCGCCGCCUGACGGCUCGGCGCCACCAGGUGAACGGACAUGGCGGGCUGGAUCCAAGCCCAGCAGCUGCAGGGAGAUGCGCUGCGCCAGAUGCAGGUGCUGUAUGGGCAGCACUUCCCCAUCGAGGUUCGGCACUACUUGGCGCAGUGGAUCGAGAGCCAGCCGUGGGAUGCCAUCGACCUGGACAAUCCCCAGGACCGAGCCCAGGCCACCCAGCUCCUGGAGGGCCUGGUGCAGGAGCUGCAGAAGAAGGCAGAGCACCAAGUCGGGGAAGAUGGGUUCUUGCUGAAGAUCAAGCUGGGGCAUUAUGCCACGCAGCUCCAGAACACGUAUGACCGCUGCCCCAUGGAGCUGGUCCGCUGCAUCCGACACAUUCUGUACAAUGAACAGAGGCUGGUGCGAGAAGCCAACAACGGGAGUUCUCCGGCUGGGAUCCUGGUUGACGCCAUGUCCCAGAAGCACCUCCAGAUCAACCAGACGUUUGAGGAGCUGCGACUGGUCACCCAGGACACGGAGAACGAGCUGAAGAAGCUGCAGCAGACUCAAGAGUACUUCAUCAUCCAGUAUCAGGAGAGCCUGAGGAUCCAAGCUCAGUUCGCCGGGCUGGCCCAGCUGAAUCCCCAGGAGCGUCUGAGCCGGGAGACGGCCCUCCAGCAGAAGCAAGUGUCCCUGGAGGCCUGGCUGCAGCGUGAGGCCCAGACGCUGCAGCAGUACCGUGUGGUAAGUGGGAUCUGCGUCCUCUCCUCCCAGGAUCGGAGGUCCACGUCCCAAGCUGCCCGGGGAGCCCGCGAGAGGGCUAGGGCCAGGAAGAGAACGGGACCCGGGAGAAGGAGGCCGGAUCCCUCUUUCCUUUGUGGGGGGGCACGUGAGGUUCGGGAGAGGGGAAGGCCUGCCUAUGCUGGGGCCUGGUCCCCAGCCCCGCCUCCCGAGCGAGGCCUGCAAGGCUGUUCUCUGGGAGCCCAGAAGGGCCUGCUGUCCCCACCUCCCCACCCCGGGGGGGGGGGGACCGGGCCCUGUCCCCUGAGCCAGCGUCAUGUGUGGUCUGGUCCCUUGUGUCCCCGCAGCACAUUCAUCAUUGAGAAGCAGCCCCCUCAGGUCCUGAAGACCCAGACCAAGUUUGCAGCGACGGUGCGCCUGCUGGUGGGUGGGAAGCUGAAUGUGCACAUGAACCCCCCGCAGGUGAAGGCCACCAUCAUCAGCGAGCAGCAGGCCAAGUCGCUGCUCAAGAACGAGAACACCCGCAACGAGUGCAGCGGCGAGAUCUUGAACAACUGCUGUGUGAUGGAGUACCACCAGGCCACUGGCACCCUCAGCGCGCACUUCAGGAACAUGUCACUGAAGAGGAUUAAGCGUGCUGACCGCAGGGGCGCGGAGUCUGUGACGGAAGAGAAGUUCACAGUCCUGUUUGAGUCUCAGUUCAGUGUUGGCAGCAAUGAGCUCGUGUUCCAGGUGAAGACUCUGUCCCUUCCCGUGGUUGUCAUUGUUCACGGCAGCCAGGACCACAACGCGACUGCCACCGUGCUGUGGGACAACGCCUUUGCUGAGCCGGGCAGGGUGCCAUUCGCGGUGCCCGACAAAGUGCUGUGGCCGCAGCUGUGUGAGGCGCUCAACAUGAAAUUCAAGGCUGAAGUGCAGAGCAACCGGGGCCUGACCAAGGAGAACCUCGUGUUCCUGGCACAGAAACUGUUCAACAGCAGCACCAGCCACCUUGAAGACUAUAAUGGCAUGUCCGUGUCCUGGUCCCAGUUCAACAGGGAGAACUUGCCGGGCUGGAACUACACCUUCUGGCAGUGGUUCGAUGGGGUCAUGGAGGUGCUGAAGAAGCAUCACAAGCCCCAUUGGAAUGACGGGGCCAUCCUAGGUUUUGUGAAUAAGCAACAGGCCCAUGACCUGCUCAUCAACAAGCCCGAUGGGACCUUUUUAUUGCGCUUUAGCGACUCCGAAAUCGGGGGCAUCACCAUUGCCUGGAAGUUUGACUCUCCUGACCGCAACCUGUGGAACCUGAAGCCAUUCACCACACGGGACUUCUCCAUUCGGUCGCUGGCUGACCGGCUGGGGGACCUGAGCUAUCUCAUCUACGUGUUUCCGGACCGGCCCAAGGAUGAGGUCUUCUCCAAGUACUACACCCCUGUGCUUGCUAAAGCGGUGGACGGAUACGUGAAGCCACAGAUCAAGCAAGUGGUCCCUGAGUUUGUGAGCGCGUCUGCGGACUCUGCCGGGGCCAGCGCCACCUACAUGGACCAGGCCCCCUCCCCGGCCGUGUGCCCCCAGGCUCAUUAUAACAUGUACCCCCAGAACCCUGACCCCGUCCUCGACCAGGAUGGAGAAUUUGACCUGGAUGAGACCAUGGACGUAGCCCGGCACGUGGAGGAACUCUUACGCCGCCCAAUGGACAGUCUGGACCCCCGUCUCUCCCCACCUGCUGGUCUUUUCACUGCCGCCCGAGGCUCGCUGUCGUGAAUGUUCGAAUCCCACGCUUCUCUUUGGAGACCACACUCAGUGUGAAGGGGUCGUAUUAAUGCUGAUUUUAGUGUUGCUGUGCAUACUGAUGCCUCUGCUGGCAGCACGCAUACACACGUGCACGUGUGUGUUCACACGCACAAGGUGUGUCUGCCUCGCCUUCGCCCUGCUGGGUGCGCGGCGGCAGCAGCAGCCACCAGCUUGCUCUUCAGAUCAAGGCUCCCAAGAGCCCGCCGGCCCAUGUCUGUGGCGGAAGGGGCCCCGCUGCUGCUGCUGUCGCAGGCACUCAGUGUGGGCCAGCCUGUUCCCGCCAAGGCCUUGCCUGCCUCGCAGCUGUUUGAAUGAAAGCAUUCAAGAAGGGGCUCGGGGACAGUAACAUCUCUGAGUUUAAAUCGUAGUCCUGACUUAGCAGCUUUGGUUCCCAAAUGUGUGCAUGUGCAUUUAUGUUCGUGGAUCUCUCGUCAUGCACGUGUGUGGGUCUAUCGAUUCUUUCCCUCGGGAGGGGGGCUGGGGUUCAGUUGUGAGUAGUACUUUAUACUUUAUCUAAUGACUAUGGACUCGAGACUGUUUGUGACCUGAGAGCUUAUCUAGACCGUGGCCCUAACGCAGCAGAAACGGGUCAUCAGAGUCAGGUCUGUCAGAGCUGCUCUGAGUAUGUACUCGCUUGGCCUCCUGGCCUCCUGGCCUCCAGCCAGGGGACCUGGGCUUCAUGUCUGUGGUGCUGUUGCCCGGACCUGCUAUCUUUCUCCAAGUGCCAUCCCCUCCCCCCGAGCUGGCCCCAGCUUCUUUCCCUGAGGCUCUGCCACCUUGCUCCCAGGAGAGUUGGGAGAGGGGCAGGAACCGGUCUGGGACGCAGUGGGUGAACACAUUGCCGGGACUUGCAGGGCUGUUCCCUGUCUCCUCCUGGAAAACAGCUGCAGCGGCCGCUGCAAAGCAGCCACUGCCGCGUGGCCGGGGAAUCUGGAGCGAGGGGGGAAAGCCGAUCUCGUUCCCCUCUGUUGGGAGGUGGGCCUGGACCAGGCGUCAUCACAGCUGCAGAGCGCUGAGGUCUGAGGAGGUCUUGCUCCCGACCUCACAUGCUCCUCCCUCUGGGGCAGCUGGGGGCAGAGGGUCGGAGGUCCCAGGUUCAAACAUGUCGGAAGGAAGGUGGGGACCAGAAGAGGGAUCCUUGUGUACUUUGUACAUAGGCCACAUGUUUGUGUAAACAGUGUUUUCAAAUAAAGUAUUUUUUU
Ailuropoda melanoleuca (giant panda) is the source of this 3868-nucleotide messenger RNA. RefSeq names its product signal transducer and activator of transcription 5A. Gene Ontology annotation, molecular function: DNA-binding transcription factor activity; DNA binding. The record is from RefSeq and is a predicted model, not a curated record. Bases 216 to 2636 code for a protein of 806 amino acids. The transcript has 17 exons. NCBI's taxonomy places the organism in Eukaryota, Metazoa, Chordata, Mammalia, Carnivora, Ursidae. Gene Ontology annotation, biological process: regulation of DNA-templated transcription; signal transduction.